Messenger RNA from Rhizophagus irregularis DAOM 181602=DAOM 197198, 866 nucleotides. RefSeq lists its product as uncharacterized. Lineage: Eukaryota; Fungi; Glomeromycota; Glomeromycetes; Glomerales; Glomeraceae. The record is from RefSeq and is a predicted model, not a curated record.
AAAAGUCUUAAAUAUGAGAAUCCAUACUUUGAAGAGUCUCUUUAUAGUCCUUAUAAUCUUGGUUGUAAACAGUUUUUAUACUCAUGCUACAGCUAUUGUGGCUCGACAACAACAGCAAGUUGAAUGCAAAUGCGCUUUUGAUUAUAUUCACAAGUCAAAUACAGUUACGGAAAAUAUACCUGCAAAUAGUAUUAACACGCAUUUAACUAUUACCUGCAAUUCAAAGACUGUAUCAACCGAAGUUACCGAGUAUGCAUUAUGGAAAGUAGUUGAUGGUAAAUUUGUUAAUAUGGAGGGUUAUGGACUAAGAAAAUUAGGUCCCGGUUACUAUUCACUCCAUGCAGACCCUUCAGAAUGCUAUAAUGCACCUAAAGAAGGAUUAAUUGGUGCCGCCAUAGCAUAUUUUACUAUUUACUCAAAUAAUCCGGAUAUAGUGAUUACAAAACAAAUAGAUGGUUCAUGUUUUACUAAAGAAAGAGUCGUAGUUAACUGUCCUCCAACAGUUUAGUAACUAUCCAUUACUAUUACUAUGUAAUAAUGAUGAUUUCGUUCAAGAAGGCGAUGAAAAAUUGAUCAUGUUUUAUUAAUUUUUUUUUUAUAAUACUCAUAUUGGGUAUAAUUGAUGGUGGGGAACUAGUGAUAUUAAUAUUUAAUACCAUAUCUUUAGUAUUUUUGGAAAUUGUACCACAUGAGUUCUUUUCAUUAAUUACGUAAAUAAAUAAGAAAUAUAUCUGUAAUCUUUAUCAUGAUAUUAGUUCACUUUGUAUUGUUAUAAUGAAAGGUUAUUGACAAAAAACUUUGUAAUUCAUUUUAUUGUUAAUAAUACAAAAUGAAAAAUAAUAAAUCUGGUGCUCCAAUAAAUACUU